Messenger RNA from Centropristis striata (black sea bass), 2232 nucleotides. It is a transcript of the gene plppr1, whose product is annotated as phospholipid phosphatase related 1. The transcript is spliced from 8 exons. NCBI's taxonomy places the organism in Eukaryota, Metazoa, Chordata, Actinopteri, Perciformes, Serranidae. Bases 312 to 1286 code for a protein of 324 amino acids. Gene Ontology annotation, biological process: phospholipid dephosphorylation; signal transduction; phospholipid metabolic process. Gene Ontology annotation, molecular function: phosphatidate phosphatase activity. The record is from RefSeq and is a predicted model, not a curated record.
ACACAGAAUUAAGUCCGCUCCACUGGAGCCCGAGUACGCGUCUUGUCCCCGCCCCCCUUCCGACCAGGCACAGCAUCCAUCCUCUCACGCGCUCACACGCUGCGUGAUCCCCAUCACAACCCGAGCUGCUGAGCCCAUGGAGUAGUAGUACUAGUAGUAGUGGGAGUGCUUCCUUUUUCGUCCCCCCCUUUCUCUCCUCCUUUUUUAUAUCUUUAAUGGAUUCGCCUUUUCUCUGGAUUAUUGCUUCAUCCCUGCACGAGUGAGCCGCCGUGAAUCCUGAGAGGAGAAGAAGUCUCCCGACAGGAGACAAGAUGGCGUCCAACAACACCCUGCGCAGCUACUCCAUCAUCCCAUGUUUCAUCUUCGUAGAGCUCGUCAUCAUGUCCGGCACGGUGUUGUUGGCCUACUACAUGGAGUGCACCGACCUGUUCAGCGUGCACGUGCAGGGUUUCUUCUGCAACGACGCCGAGCUGAUGAAGCCGUACCCCGGCCCCGAGGAGUCCGGCUUCAUCCCGCCCCUCAUCCUCUACUGCGUGGUGGCUGCUGCUCCCACCGCCAUCAUUUUCAUCGGGGAGGUGUCGAUGUACGUGAUGAAGUCAACGAGGGAAGCUCUGCUGGCCCAGGAGAAAACCAUCGUGACAGGAGACUGUUGUUACCUCAACCCUCUUAUCCGCCGCAUCAUACGCUUCAUAGGUGUGUUUGCAUUCGGUCUGUUUGCCACAGACAUCUUCGUCAACGCGGGCCAGGUGGUGACGGGAGGUCUCUCGCCCUACUUCCUGUCUGUCUGUAAGCCCAACUACACCGGCACCGAGUGUCGCUUUAACCACCAGUUCAUCGUCAACGGCAACAUCUGCACCGGGAACCCCGUGGUGGUGGAGAACGCUCGCCGCUCCUUCCCGUCCAAGGACGCUUCACUCAGUGUUUACUCUGCUGUUUACCUGACGAUGUACAUCACCAGCACCAUCAAGACCAAGUCCAGCCGUCUGGCGAAGCCGGUUCUCUGUCUGGGAACGCUGUGUUCUGCCUUCCUGACCGGCCUGAACCGGGUCUCAGAGUACCGGAACCACUGCUCCGACGUGGUGGCCGGCUUCAUCCUGGGGUCCGCCGUCGCUCUGUUCCUGGGUAUAUGUGUUGUGAACAACUUUAAAGGCGUCCACAGUGCAGCAGCCAAACAGAAAACUGAAGACUACCGCGGUCUUCCUCUGAUGACUUUCCCCCGCGUAGAGAGCCCUCUGGAGACUCUCAGCGCACAGAACCACUCGGCAUCCAUGACGGAGGUCACAUGACUAAGGGGGCAGCACCGGGUCACGUUUGCGUCUCCACAGCACUUCCAGACACAAUGACGAGGACGCAUGCCACGUGGCGCCGAAUGCUUAACUAAAAACACUGCUGAUAUAUCUGUUUAAUCCACCCGAGGGAAGAAACACACCGUGUUCCUCAUGGUUCUCUUUUAUUAUUGGGCUAUGCUCAAUCCGACCGACCGAUCGCAUUAAAAAUAUCACAAGGCAAACUUAAGCACAGAUUGUUUUUUUUUCCAGAUAUUUUGAACCAUUUGAAACACGGGAUGUGUGUUUUUUCCCUCCAGGGUGCGCUGUUUGUAGUUAGAGGACGGUGUUUUGUACAUUUUGUAUGAGCGAGUGCUGUAGCCUAUCCUGACGGUGUUAAACCUGCGCACUUCCUGUCAGCUGACUCACUCCGUUUUACAUCACAUCCUGUCAGGUGACUUGCCUCGUCGAUCACAUCUAACCCCCCCUCCCCCUCAGUCUGAAAAAUCUGCGAUGGAAAAAAUAUUGAUGUUGUUGUUCUGUGAUGUUUUUUUCAUUUGUACAGAAAAAAAAAACACAAACAGAAUCCUUCUUUUUAUUAUCUCGCUGUACAUUAACUGACCGUGUCAGGUCAUAUUUUGUAAAGAUUUUUGUCAAUCUGUAUGACUAUUAUGAUCCAUUUGGACCUGUUUGCCUGCUGUGUAAACCUGGAUAUGUUUUGGUAUCAGUUUUAGGUGUUUUGGGGGAACGAACCCCUCUCCCCUUUGGAGGAAAUGACAAGGAAGAGUCAGUGACGUCCUCCGAGUCAGAAAAAAAAUGGGGUUUUUGGCACUUGCGGUGCUAUGAAUGAAAAUGAAAUAUGAUUGGUUGAAAGUCUCACUAGGAGUGUGUUUCACCCCAAUUUCCUGAUUCACUGUGAUGUUAAUAGGGAUGUUUCUACAGAGAGGUCCAGUGGGGCUAGCCGGUG